Messenger RNA from Ambispora gerdemannii, 2049 nucleotides. The record is from the annotation of a GenBank genome assembly. Lineage: Eukaryota; Fungi; Glomeromycota; Glomeromycetes; Archaeosporales; Ambisporaceae.
AUGAGUUACCGCCCAACUCUUUCAAGUACCAAUGACGGUAGACAAGGAACAAUUCUAAACACCCUCGGGCUCAACAAACUCAAUUUUGAUACUUUGCAUCAUGACGUUCGUCGUAACCUCACGAAAGUUGACCCAAGACUGACGGAAGAUUUGAAAAACAUUACGCUUCUGUUGAAAGAAGAGAAAAAUAUUUUGACUAGCUUGCAGAAUGUUGCUGCUGAAAGGAGAGAAGUCAGCAAACAUAUUUUCAUUUGGGGAAAAGAAGAUAAUUCUGAAGAUAUUGCAGAUAUAACCGAAAAAGUGUCAAAUUUAUUGGCGAAAGUAGCGGACGCAGAGACAGUUUUAUGUGAAAAAUACGACCACUAUCGCAACAUACUCAAAGAAAUCCGAGAAGCAGAUCAACGCCUUCACGCCCCGAAAGAACGGCGACGAAAAGUCAAUGAUGAAUUAACUAGACUCAUGAAAUCGCAUCCGGGCUCGCCGCGGAUUCAAGAACUUCAGAAUGAUCUUCAACGUAUCAACACAGAUUCGACGGUCGACAGUUUAGAAGUCGGUAAUAUAAAAAGACAAAAGUUGAAGGAGGCGCUCACAUUACAGAUGAAUGCAAUUUUUGAGACUGCGGAGAAAAUCGCAAUAAUCACGGGUUUUGGGUUGUACCUUUUGGAACAUAUCAAUACCACGCCGGCUAGAGUCGGAGAACCGAGGCCAAAAUAUGAUUCUUUCAAUGCCACUCAGGAAGUAAUUAAAGAAUGCCAAAUAGCAUUGCAUCGUUGGCAACCACCAUCCACCGAUAUCAAAGAGCUCUUACCAGCACUAACAAAUACCGCACCAGCACAGCUAGCCGCCCAAAAACAAGAGUAUGAAGCAAAAAUAGCCCAAUUACAAACCACAAUAACCUCGCAGCGACAAGCCUCCGACGACCAAAUCGCCGAACUCUUAAAAAAAUUAGCAGACCAAAAAAAAACGUUCGAAGAUCAAAUAGUCGAACUGACUACGACGUUUGCAGCACAAAAAAAUGCUUACGAAUCACAAAUUAAUGAUUUAUCGGACUCGGUAUCAUCGCAAAAACAUUUCUAUGAAGUGCAACUUAAUGAUCUUGGAUCUGCUUUAGCUACACAACGAGAAGAAUCAGGAACGAAGAUUUCGGAACUUGAGACAAAAAAUCAAGAGUUCCAAAUGGAAAUUCAGCGUACUGAAGCAAAGGUUAAUGAGUUGACGUCUGCUUUAAAUAUCGAAAAGGAAAAAAAUGAAACUCAACUCAAAGACCAUAAUACAAUUCUUGCGCAAAAGCAGGAAUAUGAGGUACAAAUUCGUGAAAAAGAUGCACUUAUUGUUAAACUUCAAAGCGAGAUGAAUAGUGUUGCCACUGAAAAAGGAAAAUUAUCACAAUUAGUUAAAGAUUUAGAGGAAACACUUAAAUCCAAAACAUCUACUUUAGAUCAAAAAGAGGAAAAGCUUGGACGUCUCGAGGAUGAUAUCUCAAGUAUUAAAUCUCAACUUGCUGGACUCAAAGUUACUCCUUCGUCACCAAUACCUUCGAAUGCAGGCGCAGGUCCUCCAUUAAAUAGAUCACUUGGAGCUAGUCCAGCAGCACCAUCACCUGCUAGCGUAGAUGUUGCAGCUUCUACAGAACAAGACGGAUUAUCCCGAACACCAUCUGCCGCUCAACAUAUGGGACCUCCAUUUCAACAACAACCGUUAUAUGGUCAACCACCACCACAAGGAUAUUAUAAUCAACAACAGUAUUAUCAACAAUAUUAUCAACAGCAACCAGGUUACUAUGGUCAAGCUACGCCAGCAGGACAACCUGGUCCAGUAGAAUUUGGGUAUACUGGUCAAGGUGUUCCUCCGCCUCCAAAUCAAGCAGGACAACCUGGCCCAGUAGAAUUCGGGUAUACUGGUCAAGGUGGUCCUCCACCCCCAAAUCAAGCAGGAGGUUUUGUAGGAGGUUUCUUCCUUGGUGCUCCGAUCGAUGAAGCACCACCUGCUUAUGAUGGUCCUCCAAAAGAUGGCUUUCCAGGAGAUGGAAAGAAAGAUGAGAAAAGCUGA